Messenger RNA from Suillus paluster, 2187 nucleotides. RefSeq lists its product as uncharacterized. The transcript has 9 exons. The coding region runs from base 1 to 2187 and encodes 728 amino acids. The record is from RefSeq and is a predicted model, not a curated record. NCBI's taxonomy places the organism in Eukaryota, Fungi, Basidiomycota, Agaricomycetes, Boletales, Suillaceae.
AUGUCUCAGCCAAUCUGCCAAACCUAUGCCAAAAAUGCAACUACUCACCCUGGUCAGAUUGUCCUUGAUGCCCAGCUGAAGCGCCGGACCCGGGCAGAGAAGACAGCUGACGACCAGCAUCUCCAAGCAGCUCAGGAUGCCAAAGAAGCACUAGCUGUAGCAGGACUUAAUCGGCUUGCAGCAUUGCAGAAUGAGAUGGAAGAAGCCCAGGUCCAGUCGAUGAUGAAGAAGCCAAAGGCUGUCAGGCCUAGGCCACUAAGCAAAGAAGAUGAAUCGGCUCCAGAGAAGGCUGGCAAUAGCAGCAAAGCAGCAGUUCUCAGGUCGACAGAGGACAGUGAUUUAUUUGAUGAAGGCCUACCAAUCAAUGAGGACCUGGAAGAUGAUGAGACAAAGAAGAAGAAAAAAGGACGGAAGAACGCACCACAAUCACUCAAGGCUGCCAUCAACAAUGCUUCCAACAACUUGUUAGGGGCUGUCAUUGCCGGUCACAAUCAGCCAUGUGCACAAAACCUGAACAAGAAAGGCAACUCCUUACCACUGGCAAAGUCGACUUUGGGUGGCUGUAUUCAGAAUUGGAGGUCAACUGUCCCUGGAUCACAAAAGUCCGAGUUGGCCAGUCCAGGUGGUUCCCAGCUCGCUUCGCUGACUACCACCAGUCAACCUCCACCUUCCACCAUCUUUUCAAAGUCUCAGAUAUCUCACACAUCGAAUGCUACUUCUUUAAGCUCAAAUGCAUGUGAGAUUUCAAAACUACUGGUGCCUAUCAUUACAAGUAUGUCCAAUGUCUCUGAAGACACAGAUGAUCUGGUUGGAGGGUUAGGAGAGGACCUUGAUGAUUGGCAGGAACAUGAUGUGGCAGUAUCUGCUAAGGGCAAGUCUACGGUUGAAAUGAGGCCGGUCGCAGAUCCUGAACUUGUUCCCCCACCUCUGGCUCAAAGGCUCAGUGGUCGAGUCACCUCUGGAAUGAAGAGAAAGCUCGAUCUGCUCCACUUCUCUUCAGAUGACAAUUUAUUAACUCCCGAAGAAGACAAGAUAGAGGAGCUGGAGAUAGAGGACUUGGAGCUGGAGAUCGAGGGGCUAGAGACAGAUGAGCAAACAAUGGAGGUUGAUGAAAUAGAGACUCAGACGGAGGUUGUGAGGAAGCCAGUUGCAGGCAAGAUACAGCAGGCUACUAUGACAGUGAAAGCUCCAUGUACCACAGCUUCGACAUCCGUUGGUACCACAUCUCAGGUCAAGGCGCCACCACCCUCGAAGAAAGCAAGGAUCGAGAACACACCUGUAAAGUCUGAGCUUAUGGCGCCUGCCAGGUCAAAGGAAAAUGGCAGUUGGGUGGAACCACAGCCGAAGUCAUGUUGCGACCAAGAUAAUAAAUGGGCCAGGGAAUUUUUACCAACAGUGAUUCUUUGGCUUGGUACUCAAGACAAGCUUUGGGCAGUCUCAGAUCCAAACCUUCUCCACGCAUGUCAGGAAAUCUUCAAGGUUGUCUAUCCAAACAUUUGGUACCAGGUUGUGAUGUCUGGUUCAGUUUUCAGUGUUCAACUUUGGAUCAACUGCGCUCGCUAUGGUGAUGGAUUUUUAAUUGCAAACAAAGAUACUCUGGCAACGGAGCUUGCAACACUCCUCCUUGAGCACUAUGCGUUUCUGUACCCUGAUCCUGACAACAUCAACAAGGAUGCAACCUUCCAUUCGGCCUUUGUUCAAGAGCUUCUCGCCACUGCCCAUCUGUCUCGUAUUAUUGGGCAUGCUAAUGUUCCCGCUCUUGACACCAACACUCUAGCUAAAAGUGGCAUUACUGGAGCCCUUGGGUUGUGUGCUGUCUUGCUCGAACGCACAUUAACUCUGGUCGUUGAUAAAGCCAUCAUCAUCGACCAAUUGGAUGAUCUUGAGCCUGUACCUGGCACAGCACAGAAGGCCCGUCCAAAGAUGCCAAAGACAGUGAACCCAGCAACAGGUAAGGCAUCCUCAACUGAGCAUGCAUUCUCUGUCGGGAAGUGGGGCUUGAAAACUGCCACAUAUAUUCAAGGGGCACAAAAGAAAAGUGUGGAGGCAAUGCAACUGACAAUGUCAAUGGCAUACAAACACUUGAAGAAACCUGGCUUCAACAAGUACAGCAGCUCCGACUCAUCCGAUGAGAUGGACGAUUGUGCAGACAUCUGCCCUUUUUUACUCUCUUUAGAUCCCGUUUAA